AUGUGUAAUGGCUCUGUGCUGCCUGCCCCGUGGCUCCCGCUGCUCGCCGCCCCCUGCCCCCUCCAGCUGCCCGCCUUCCUCGCUGCCCUUCGCGCCCAGCUCGCCCCAGAAGCCCCAGAAGCCCCAGAAGCCCCAGACCGCCCAGAAACCGCACCGCAUCAGCUCGUAGUCCGCAAUACCCAGCUCGACCUUGUGGACGUCUCUUUACGUUUCAGCCCACCCCACAGCACGACCGGGGCCACGCUACAUCAUGCUAUACACUUCUACAGCGCUCCCGACCACGACAUAGCAGUGAUCGUCCUCACGCCACGUGCACCUGUCACCAAAGCCUCCGAUUCGCCAUUCUGUCCUCGCAUACAAAAGCUAGCCUAUGUCUGGGAGCCUUGGCAAAAUGCGCAACAGGGUGAUAGCAUCCCGACAACAACGUUUGACCAUGCUGUACCCUGUGGUCGCGUCUCGAUCCACUACGUCCCCUUUCCCACAAGUCCCCCUCGUUCCCAUUCGCCUCCUCCCCCCUCGUUUCUCGCCCCUCGGGGGGCUCACCCGGCACUUGCAAGUAUUGCCUCACGCUUGAGCAGCAAGCCAAAGAGAAGCUCGCCUCUGGCUAGCACAUCUUCUAUUUCUUCUAUUUCUGUUAACGACCAUAACGACCUUCGGCCGCCUCCACCGAAUAAAUCCGACGAUAAAAGCGACAAUCGCUUCGAGGGCAAAGAUGAUAGGCCAUCCCUCUAUCAGCACUGCGAGGAACAUCUAGGCAGGCUUUUCCGCCAGGCCCAAGACGAAACACUAUCAAGCGAUCCAUGGGCGAUCCUGUCGAUACUGUCGAUCCCGCUCUCGUUAUCAUCCAAAGCUCCGGUUUCUACGCAUGAUUCAUUAUUGCACUAUGACGCCAAAGUUCUCGACUUUUCUGCGCUUUACCUCAUCCUGAAAGAACGUCACAGACACCUCGCAAAGAAGAAGUCCUCCUUCCCUCUCGAUCAACUACGCACCUCUUCCCGCUCCUUAUCGCACCAUCCGGAUGAUUCUGCUUUGCCAGACGACCUCGCAGAAUGGGGCCAGCAUGAUAUCGCAGCCGCUGCGUUCCUCAUGAUCAUGUGGAGAGACCUGUACCCGCGGGGCGAUAACGAUAAGGAUGGUGCAUGUGGAGGUGGAGCGGGAGGCCCAAGACGGGCCUGGGAUACUUGGGGGCGGCCGAAAGCUGGCUUCGUCGACCUUGGCUGUGGUAAUGGGCUGCUUGUGCAUAUCCUCGCUUCGGAAGGGUAUCAAGGUGUAGGAUAUGAUUUACGUCCACGCCAAGCCUGGUCUUCAUACCCCUCAAGCACCCAAGCUAGGCUCCACUCUCUCGAGAUUGAUCCUCCCGCUUGGUUUCCUGCGACUUUGGACGAGUGGAAGUCGGGAGGGUGGAGUGGGAGUGUGGUAAGAGAUGACAGUUUUCUAAUAGGCAAUCAUGCGGACCAGUUGACUCCAUGGAUCCCUCUCUUCUCCCUCCUUCCCAAGACUCCCAUCCCAUUCCUUUCCUUCCCCUGCUGUCUCCAUCUCUUCUCCCCAUCUGCCAUGUUUACUGACUGCACUUACGACCCUCCUGUUCACCCCCAUUCACCACAGGAAUGGUUACCUCUCGUUAAUGGGGAGCAAGAGAAGCACGGCGUAUAUUCUAGUUAUGUCAAGUGGCUUGGGUGGGUGGGAUUAAAGGCGGGCUGGGAGUGGGAGGUGGAGAGUGUUAGAGGGGAGGGGGUGAAGGGGUAUGGCAUUGUUGGUAAUCGUCGGUGGACCGAGAGUGCGGAUCAAGAUGAUGCUUCUAGAGCUUGGGCUUUGGAGCAGGUUCAAAGUGUUCGGAAGGGUGCUACGAAAACGAAUGCAGACAAGUAG
Messenger RNA from Cryptococcus wingfieldii CBS 7118, 1869 nucleotides. RefSeq lists its product as hypothetical. The record is from RefSeq and is a predicted model, not a curated record. Gene Ontology annotation, molecular function: tRNA (uridine) methyltransferase activity. The transcript has 6 exons. Gene Ontology annotation, biological process: tRNA methylation. NCBI's taxonomy places the organism in Eukaryota, Fungi, Basidiomycota, Tremellomycetes, Tremellales, Cryptococcaceae. Bases 1 to 1869 code for a protein of 622 amino acids.